AUGAAAAAACCGCUUCUUCUUAGGGUCGCUGUAUAUUCACCGUAUCAUCUUCAACACCAUAAAUCACUCUACUCUGCGUCGCUUUCUCCACAUCAAACCAAAUGGAACUCCAAAACCAACGUCAUAAUCACUCACCCAACCCUUGCGGUGAUGGAAUCAUGUUCCUCCAUGAAUCAACUCAGGCAGAUUCAAGCGCGCAUGACUCUCACCGGCCUCAUCACCCACACCUUCCCCCUCAGCAGACUUCUCGCUUUCUGCGCCCUCUCCGAGGCCGGCGACCUCCGCUACGCCCGUCGUCUCUUCAGCCGUAUCCCCCAACCCAACACCUUCAUGUGGAACACCAUUAUCCGAGGCUAUAACAAGGGCCGAAAUCCCGCCACGGCCUUCUCCUUCUUCAUCCUCAUGCUUCGGCACCGCGUUCCGUUCGACCCCAGAACAUUCGUCUUCGCGCUCAAGGCUUGCGAGAACUUUUCGACGGCUCCACAAGGAGAGUCCGUGCAUUCCCUUGCUCGAAAAACGGGGUUUGAUUCCGAGUUGCUAGUGCGGAAUGGGUUGGUGCAUUUUUACGCUGCCCGUGGUUGGUUGAACCACGCGCGCGGGGUGUUCGACGAAAUGUCUGUUAAGGAUGUUGUUACUUGGACCACGAUGAUUGAUGGGUAUGCAGCGUGCAACUGUUCUGAUGUGGCUAUGGAGCUGUUUGGUUUGAUGUUGGAGGGUGAUGUUGAGCCUAAUGAGGUCACGCUCAUUGCGGUGCUUUCAGCUUGCUCUCAGAAGGGUGACCUCGGUAUGGGGAAAAUGAUUCAUGAAAUUAUGGAGAAGAAUAAUGCGCGGUGGGGUUUGAGUUUACAUAAUGCCUUGUUGGAUAUGUACGUGAAAUGUGGCAGUCUGGUGGCUGCAAGGGAGGUUUUUGACGGAAUGGAAAGUAGGGAUGUUUUUUCUUGGACUAGCAUGGUUAAUGGGUAUGCCAAAUGUGGUGACUUGGAGUCUGCAAGGAAGUUUUUCGAACAAACUCCUCAGAAAAACGUGGUCUGCUGGAGUGCGAUGAUUGCAGGAUAUUCUCAGAAUGACAAACCUGAGGAUUCAUUAAAAUUGUUUCAUGAAAUGCUUGGGCAAGGUUUUGUUCCGGUUGAGCAUACCUUAGUGAGUGUGCUCUCUGCUUCUGGUCAACUGAGUUGCUUGAGUGCGGGUCAUUGGAUACAUCAUUAUUUUGUUGAUGGAAUAAGAAUACCGCUGACAGUUACCUUGGCAAAUGCCAUUAUAGAUAUGUAUGCCAAAUGUGGAAGCAUAGAUGCAGCUGCGGAAGUCUUCAGCGCAAUGUCAGAGAGAAACUUGGUUUCUUGGAAUUCUAUGAUUGCAGGUUAUGCUUCCAAUGGUCGAGCAAAGCAAGCUGUUGAAGUUUUUGAUCAGAUGAAGUGUUUGGGAUUUAAACCGGAUGAUAUUACAUUUGUGAGUUUGUUGACAGCUUGCAGUCAUGGUGGCUUAGUUUCUCAAGGUCAAGAAUACUUUGACUCCAUGGAAAGAAACUAUGAGAUAAAACCCAAAAAGGAACAUUACGCUUGCGUGGUUGAUCUACUAGGCAGAAAUGGCCUCGUAGAAGAAGCUUACAAGUUAAUAACAAACAUGCCAAUACAACCUUGUGAGGCUGCUUGGGGUGCCCUUUUAAGUGCUUGUAGAAAGUACGGCAAUGUUGAGCUGGCCAAUUUGUCUGCAUCUAAUCUUCUAAGUUCGGAUCCAGAAGACAGCGGCGUCUAUGUGCUUCUGGCAAAUAUUUGUGCUAAAGAGAGAAAAUGGGGUGAUGUUAGGAGGGUGCGAAGUCUGAUGAGAGACAAGGGUGUGAAGAAGAUUCCUGGUCGUAGCUUAGUAGAGAUAGAUGGUGAAUUUAAAGAGUUUUUGGUGGCAGAUGAAUCACACCCACAAUCUGAGGAGAUAUAUAGAGUACUGGAUGAAAUAUUUAUGUUAUCAAAAUUGGAAGACUGA
Sphenostylis stenocarpa is the source of this 1977-nucleotide messenger RNA. The record is from the annotation of a GenBank genome assembly. NCBI's taxonomy places the organism in Eukaryota, Viridiplantae, Streptophyta, Magnoliopsida, Fabales, Fabaceae.